This is a messenger RNA of Populus trichocarpa (black cottonwood), 1288 nucleotides long. RefSeq lists its product as uncharacterized. The record is from RefSeq and is a predicted model, not a curated record. Gene Ontology annotation, molecular function: S-adenosylmethionine-dependent methyltransferase activity. The transcript is spliced from 8 exons. Lineage: Eukaryota; Viridiplantae; Streptophyta; Magnoliopsida; Malpighiales; Salicaceae. Bases 232 to 987 code for a protein of 251 amino acids.
AAGACUCAUAACCUUAACGUACUUUUAUUUCGUAGUUUGAAAGUCCCUCGCAACCAAGAGGGUAAAAAAAGAAGUAGCGUUAGCCCACACGUCUCACAACCGAACCCCCCCAAAAGCCCAAACCACCAACUAGCCGCCGCCACCACCAACACCACCGCCAACUCAACACCAACACAACCAUAAUAAUUGUUUGCUUCUCCUGGUCCAAACAGAAAUAGCAAAGCGAAGAAGAUGUACAGGGACGUGUCUAGCUGCAACACUUACAACUAUGGAGACGCCUUGUACUGGGACGCGCGAUACGUCCAGGAAGCUGAGAGCUUCGAUUGGUACCAGCAUUACUCUUCUCUUCGCCCCUUUGUUCGUCGUUAUAUCCCUACUUCCUCUCGUGUCCUCAUGGUUGGCUGUGGCAAUGCCCGUAUGUCAGAGGACAUGGUUGAGGAUGGAUACGAAAACAUAACGAACAUUGAUAUUUCGUCAGUGGCCAUUGACAUUAUGAGAAGAAAAUACGAGCAUGUCCAUCAGCUCAAUUACAUGGAAAUGGAUGCUAGAGAUAUGAGCUUCUUCCCAGACAAAUCUUUUGAUGCUGUUGUGGACAAGGGGACUCUCGAUUCGUUGAUGUGUGGCAGUGAUGCUCCUAUUAGCAGUGUCAGAAUGCUGGGGGAAGUAAGCAGGCUUCUUAAACCUGGAGGAAUUUAUAUGUUGAUAACCUAUGGUGAUCCCAAAGUAAGGAUGCCUCAUUUGACCCGGUCCAUUUACAAUUGGAAAAUCAUAUUGUACAUAAUACCCAGACCAGGUUUUGAAAAACCAGGCGGUAGCUCAUCAAGCUCGCAUUUGGAACCUGUUCCCAUUUCUGACACGGGCGUACUUCCAGCAGAUUUUGUUUUGGAAGAUCCGGAUUCUCACUUUAUAUAUGUGUGUAAAAAGAUGGAUGAAACGACAGAAGUGAGUGAUAUAUCCUCCUACCCAUUGAUUGCUGAUGCUUUAUAAGACUAAUACAUUGAAGCAGUAAUGUUCUCGAUGUAUGAUUGUUGUUGCUUGUGCCAUAAGGACUAGUUAUUGUUGCCCUUUCAGUUUUGUUACUAGAUAGAGAUUCUGUUGUUGCUUCCCUUGACGUUUAAAAUUAGCCUCUGGUUGUGCUGGUUGUGCAAAUGAAUAAUAGGAUCGAACGAUAUCUGAACCCUUUGGAGAAAAGCCUGUGAAAUAGGCGUUCCUGUAUCAUUUAUAGGAGUGGAUUCUGAUUUCUAGUUCUUUUUUUUUUUACAUGAAUUUCACUGUAAAACUUGUUUCA